This is a messenger RNA of Maudiozyma saulgeensis, 1473 nucleotides long. NCBI's taxonomy places the organism in Eukaryota, Fungi, Ascomycota, Saccharomycetes, Saccharomycetales, Saccharomycetaceae. The record is from the annotation of a GenBank genome assembly.
AUGACUACUUCUAAGAAUGUCGUAUUAGUCGACAACUACGAUUCUUUCACUUGGAACGUAUAUGAGUACCUUUGCCAAGAAGGGGCAAAUGUCCAGGUUUUCAGAAAUGAUAAGAUAACAGUUGAAGAAAUAGAGGCUCUUAACCCAGAUGUUAUUGUAAUCUCUCCAGGUCCAGGUCAUCCACGUACAGACUCUGGUAUCUCUAGAGAUACUAUUAAAUUCUUUACUGGUAAGAUUCCAGUGUUUGGGAUCUGUAUGGGUCAACAAUGUAUGAUCGAUGUAUUUGGUGGUGAUGUGACUUAUGCCGGAGAAAUCGUUCAUGGUAAGACUAGUACUAUUACACAUGACAACAAAGGUUUCUUCAAAAAUGUCCCUCAGGAUGUUGCUGUCACAAGAUACCAUUCCCUUGCUGGUAAUGACCCUACUUUACCGGAAUGUCUAGACGUCACUGCCAGAACCGAGAAAGGUGUUAUUAUGGGUGUUAGACAUAAGAAAUAUACUGUUGAAGGUGUUCAAUUCCAUCCAGAAUCUAUCCUUACAGAAGAAGGCCACUUAAUGAUGAAAAAUAUCUUAAAUGUUACAGGUGGUACUUGGGAAGAAAAUGCCAAAAAUCAAACCUUUUCAACUUUAAAAAAAAAUCAAUCUAUUUUAGAUCGUAUAUAUGAACAAAGGAAAACCGAUGUUAAAGAACAACAAAAGAUCCCAGGUUUUACAAUGAGAGAUUUAGAGAGCAAUUUUAAAUUAGGUUUAGCUCCAUCAGUACAAAAUUUCUAUAAAAGGUUACAAGUGCCACAAAACUCAUCAAAGAGAGCUGUAGUAUUAUCUGAAGUGAAACGUGCAUCUCCAUCAAAGGGUAAUAUUUGUAUUGAUGCCAUUGCUGCAGAACAAGCUUUGAAAUAUGCUAAGGCUGGUGCUUCAGCUAUAUCGGUAUUGACUGAACCACAUUGGUUCAAAGGUACUCUACAGGAUUUAAUCAAUGUUAGAAGAGUUUUAGACAAUGAAUUUAAGAGUAACCCUGAGGCUAGACCAUGUGUCUUAAGAAAAGAAUUUAUUUUCAGUAAAUAUCAAAUCCUAGAGGCUAGACUGGCAGGCGCUGAUACAGUACUAUUAAUUGUAAAAAUGUUACAACAAGAUGAAUUGAAAGAAUUAUACGCUUAUAGUGUCAAAGAAAUGGGUAUUGAACCAUUAGUAGAAGUCAAUUCUAAAGAAGAAUUAGAUAGAGCAAUUUCUAUUGGUGCUAAAGUAAUUGGUGUUAACAAUAGAGAUUUGCACUCUUUUAAUGUUGAUUUGAAUACUACAUCUAAACUUGUGGACUCUACUCCAAAGGACACUUUGUUGAUUGCCUUAUCUGGUAUCACCAGUGGUGAAGACUCCGAAAAGUACAAAGAACAAGGUGUACACGGAUUCUUAGUUGGUGAAGCACUAAUGAGAUCAGAAAAUGUUGAAAAGUUCAUCGACGAAUUGACUGCUUAA